Sycon ciliatum is the source of this 2839-nucleotide messenger RNA. Its product is annotated as S-adenosyl-L-methionine-dependent tRNA 4-demethylwyosine synthase TYW1-like. NCBI's taxonomy places the organism in Eukaryota, Metazoa, Porifera, Calcarea, Leucosolenida, Sycettidae. The transcript is spliced from 13 exons. The record is from RefSeq and is a predicted model, not a curated record. Gene Ontology annotation, molecular function: 4 iron, 4 sulfur cluster binding; catalytic activity. Bases 250 to 1506 code for a protein of 418 amino acids. Gene Ontology annotation, biological process: wybutosine biosynthetic process.
ACGUCGUCAUCGUGCGGAGGCAGCUGUACGUGUGGCGCGGGAAGCGGUGAUAGUGGUGCGUGCGGUGGUGGUGGUGACGAUGCCGGUGGCUGUGCCGAUUGUGGUGGCUGUGCCGAGCCUGACGAUGAAGAUGAGGAGUUGUAUGAAACAACAAGCGAAGAAGAAGAGGAUGACGAUGAAGAGGAGUUGGCUGAUGAAGACGCUGGUCUCAGCUUGAACACGGACGGCGGUGUGAUUGAUCUCGAGGACAUGGGAAAGGUUGUGAAGAAAAUGAAGAAGGCCAAGAAAGAUCGCGCCGCAGAGGAAGCAGCUGACCAGCAAGUGGCACUGAAAUCUAUCGGUGGUCGAAAGGCAGCAGAGCGUAGAGAGAUGGUUACUCCUAUGUUGAGGAAAGCACUGACCAAACAGGGUUAUCAAAUUGUCGGCAGUCAUUCCGGCGUGAAAUUGUGUAGGUGGACAAAGUCCAUGAUGCGUGGACGUGGUGGUUGCUACAAGCAUACUAUGUACGGCAUUCAGAGUCAUCAAUGUAUGGAAGCCACACCAAGUCUGGCAUGCGCUAACAAGUGUGUCUUCUGCUGGAGACAUCACACCAAUCCUGUGGGCACAGAAUGGCGGUGGAAGAUGGACGGACCGGAAAUGAUUGUUGAAGAAGGAAUGCUCAGCCAUUACAAGAUGAUCAAGCAGUUUAGAGGUGUUCCCGGUGUAAAACCGGAGCGUUUCUCUGAGGCACAUAACAUCCAGCACUGCGCUCUGUCACUCGUCGGUGAACCAAUCAUGUAUCCGGAAAUCAACGAGCUGUGUCGCCUACUGCACAAGAAGAUGAUCUCCACUUUCCUCGUCACCAACGCUCAGUUCCCCGAUGCUAUUCGCAACCUGGUACCAGUUACACAGCUGUACGUGAGCAUCGACGCCAGCACUAAGGAGUCGCUGAAGAAAAUCGACCGGCCGUUGUUCCGUGACUUCUGGCCACGCUUCCUGGACAGUUUACAAGCGCUAUCGGACAAGGGUCAGCGCACAGUCUACCGUCUGACGCUGGUGUCCGGCUGGAACACGGAGGAGAUGCAGGCCUACGCUAGUCUGGUUGCCCGCGGCAACCCGGACUUCAUCGAGGUGAAGGGAGUGACGUACUGUGGAGAUUCUAAAGCUUCCACUCUGACCAUGAAGAACGUACCGUGGCAUGAAGAGGUCGUGGGUUUUGUACAACAGCUAGCCGAUCUGUUGCCAGACUACGAGAUUGCGUGCGAACACGAGCAUUCCAACUGCUUGCUUGUAGCCCACAAGAAGUUCAAGAUUGACAAUAGAUGGCACACGUGGAUCGACUAUCCUAAAUUUCAUCAACUGAUGAGCGAGUAUGAGGCAAGCGGUGGUAAAUCUACGUUCAGCGCCCUCGACUACGUAGCGCCCACCCCAGCCUGGGCUGUGUUUGGUUGCGUUCAGCAAGGCUUUGACCCGCAGGAGACACGCUAUCAUCGCAAGCGUGGCAAGAAGGACAUUGGCGGAUGUUGAAACGUUUCCCGCAGCGCAGGCGCCCACAUGCACAGGGGCAACAUGAUCAUCAUUCUGGUGGUGAAUGAACGACGAUCCGGGCAUGUACUGGUAGUCCUGCUGGUUUUCCCCCGUGUUGAGGUUUGAGUAAUGGCAGCCAGUGCGUGUGGGUGUGUGUGGGUGUGUGGUGGUGAGUGUGUGGGUGUGGGUGUGUGGGUGUGGGUGUGUGGGUGAGUGCGUGUCGGUGCGUGUGUGGGUGGGUGUAUGCGUGUGUGUGUGUGUGCGCUGUGGUCAUCACCUGGACGGUAUCUGGCUGCUUGAGACUACAAUGCCAAGUAGUGGUGUUAGCCUGUGUAUACUCAUCACUCAUCGCUUAUCACGUAUCAUCACUUAUCAUCACUUAUCAUCAUCACUCAUCAUCAUCAUCACUUAUCAUCAUCACUUAUCAUCAUCACUUCAUUAUCACUUAUCAUUAUCAUACUCUCUACUACAUGACUACUGAGUGACCUGCCUUGCAAUGCUCGACCAGCCGACUACCGUUUCUGGAUUGCAUCAUUGCCUUACCUCAGCUAGCCAGUCAUGUGGGUGACGUAUUCGUGUUACAUCAUUAUCCGUGUGGAUGACACAAUGCAUCGUGUGUGGUCUGAUGAUGAUGAUGUCGUCGUGCAUCAAGUCGCACACUAUUGGUAAUGAGUAGCGGCAGUGCCACGUCACUAGCUGAUAAUAAUGAUGUCAUUGGUCUUGGUGAUGAUGUCAUUGUGCUAUUGCACAAUAGUCCUGGACUGCUGGUUGCCAACAGAGAACUGAAGAAUACUCUUUUGUUUUGCUCUUUUUCCCUGCCGGUCGGCUGCUGUUUAUGAUUCACUUGAGAGGCAUGAUUCUCAACUGUACAUUUUUUACCGUGUCCUUCCCGUCUCUCCCCCCCCCCCCCCCCGCAUUUCUUUAUUUUUUUCUACUUUCUUGACUCAACCCCAGUCACUGCGUGUCUUACUCUCCCCAGUAUUACUCAGUAAUUUCUUGAGCAACCACCUGCAUUGCCGGCUUGCUUUGGCCGAUCACUACGGUGAUCACACCGUGCCAGCAAGAGUAUUAUAAGCUCCCUGGGAGCCUAUAAUACUCUUGCUGGCACGGUGUGUGUGUGUGUGUGUGUGUGUGUGUGUGUGUGCGUGCGUGCGUGCGUGUGUGUACAUUACAGCCUCCUGCUUCUCUGUGGAGGAUCGGUGUUGCCGAAUCCUGUGCAGUGUGUCGCCAGUGCCAUGUUGUCUUUUUCCCCUGUUGACUGUAUCCCUUUUAGUUUACCUUCUCGUGAAAGCCCAGCUCUACGAAUUGAAGUCGUUGCCUUCUGUCCAUUGCA